Molecule: messenger RNA, 3142 nt
Organism: Amoebophrya sp. A120
Lineage: Eukaryota; Dinophyceae; Syndiniales; Amoebophryaceae
Source: the annotation of a GenBank genome assembly
GUCCAGGUUCAAAGUGUCACAUCAGUAUGCGAAAUUUUGCUAGGUUGUGCUUGGUGAAAGCAACAAAAAAUUUUCCUCGUCAAACUUCGGAUCUGGAAGUUUGUUUGUCGCUUCUCGUUUUUCUUUUUCUUUUUAUUCAUCGUGUACCACCAGCCGCAGAAGCAGAACCAUCUCCAGGAUCGCACCUGUGAGACAAAACACCGCUUGCGGUUCGCGCUACAGACAGUAGUAAGUAUCUCGAAGCUGCAAUUAUAUCAAAAAAUAAAGAUGCUGCGUGGUCAUUUUGUAGGUUGUCGAGCUGUGGUUCGAGCGUUGCGGGUCUUCGCAUCGCUUGCCGCGGUGGCAUUUGCCGCCAGCAGCAAGGUCACAGGUGGAAGCAAUACCGAGGAUGAUGGGCCGAAAACUGAGGUUGUGAGCCUUGACCGGAAGGAUUUUGUGGAAAUUUUCAUGGGCGUCGCGGACGGCUUCGGGUUAGACUUGGUGGAGGCUUGCGUGAAAAGCGAUGUUGCUUUCGAGCAAAACAUCAAAGCGGCUGUACUUGAGUUCAAGAAAGAUACAGAGGUAUAUCAAUUAAGAUAUUGAAAAAGUAUUAGACAAAUAAGCGGACUCAGGUUGUGGACUGACCACGCUUAUCUUGGUUGUAGCAUGACUUCUGUGAUCUUCCAUGUGGAUACAACGAGGGUUCGUGGUUGUACCUAGGUACAGGAUCGUAUUAAAAUGAACAUUCCUGAUUAAAAAAACGCAAUUCCUUCAGGCCGGGAUGAAAACUGCUUUGAAGUAUCUGGCGGAUGCCUUCGAGAAGGAUUUGCCCAGUGCGGUGAAGGAAUGCAAGGGAACCUACGACCAGGUGCAGGCUGUGCUGGAAAGCAUUGCCAGUUUCGCGUCCCCCACCUCUUUCGCGUACCAUGUGGGCAAGGAGCUGCUUGUGAAUGGCGUGGACAUCUUUGAGAACAUCAAGACCGCCGUGACGUCGUGGCAGCAGGAGGACUACCAUUUCUUCGGUGUCUCCGUGGGCCACGCGCUGAAGGACGUCAUUCUGGGCGUGAAACUGGACCCCGAGGACGCGGUCUCCCUGAUGCAGGGCGUGGUGUCCGGGUUGACGGACACGGAGGUGACGGCGACCUGCGUCAGUUCCAGCGAAAAACUGGUGCAGGACCUGCAGAAGAUCGCCAACGCGCUGGAGAAGAACACGCGCGCGGGGAUGGCGGAGGCGAUGUAUGAAAUGCAAAUAUCCCUGGAUGUCUGGACGGAUGCGAACAUGUGAUGCGCAUUUCACAACACAGACAAUAAAUCUCUCAUGCAUAGGCAGCAAAAGAUGUUGCCCAUUUCCUGUUACCAAAGCGGGGGAUUUAUCAUGCGGAUUGAGCAAUGCGGAAGCUUCUCGAAGUCUGUGAUGCUAGGGGUUCCAUGACAGACAUUCUGUGUCAUGCAAAAACACCAUGGCGCGCGGACAUAUUUGCAUUUGAUACGAUGCUGCUGCUGUCCAUUCUGGUGGAGCGGACGUUGCCGGAGGUGAGCAUAUCAACUGCAAAUAUGUCUGGCUCUGGAAAGGGUGAACCUGUAUUGCGUGUUUCGCAUUCCUAAAAAACCUGUAUUGCAUAAGCAGCAAAUAAAGCGCCGCGCCUUCGUCAUGCAAAAACGCAGUUUGUGCUGCGUCCUGCGCAUGACAGAGCGUUUGAAAAAUUUGUGAUGCUGCACUGCACUUAAAGGCACAGUCAAUCAUGAUGGCCAUUCAGCGUUACAAGUUUCCAGACCCAGACACAUUUGCAAUCCAUAGAGCAAGAGCUGCGCCGAUUCCAAGGCGGCCCUGGAAGUGUAUGGAAGCGUCAGGAUUGAAAUCGUCAAAGUUGAGAUAGUUUGUGAUGCAUAAAAUGCAAGGCAAAAAUUGCCUCUAUUGCAGAGGACGCAAGGGAUGCAGAUUCUAAGCCUGUUGAGGGGUAGAAAUUGAGCUGCUAAAGUAGCAUGAGAAAAGGCGUCUUCCUUAGCCAAAGAGCAUUACAAACUAGAUUUCGGCCCUACCCAAAUUUGUCAUGCGCCACUUGAAAACUAGGCACCAAUUGGUAUCCGUUUUAUGCAUCACAAAUCAUUUCAACUCUGACGAUUUCGAUCCUGACACUCCCAUAAAGUGAUCAAGGAGAAGCUGGAGAGCUUCAAGACGGUCAAGGAGCUGAUCGAACACCUGGGCAUGGACCUGAUCAGCAACGCGGCCGCUAUAUCCUGAGUAAAAACGUCCCCACACCAGAGUCAAGAUGGGAAAUCUGCUAGACAAAUCAACCAGCUUUCGCUGUUUCGCAUGACAGGUUUGCCCUCCUAGUAUAAUCCUGUUUCGCUAGUUCAGCAGCAUCACAGAUCUAGCAUAUCAUGCUGAUUCUAGCAUCACGAACUCAAAAACACGACUAGAAAAUGCUUCUCAUGGGGCUCCGCAUGAGAAACUUUUUUGGCAUGCAGAUUUGCAUGACAACUCUGGGGUGGGGACGUUUUUACUCAGCAUACGCUAUCGAGGAGGACGGCAAGGCGGCCCUCGCCGCAUACCAGGAGGGGCAGUGGGAGGACUGCGGUCGCGGCCUGGGCAAGGCUCUGCGCCUGCUGUUGAUCGGCGGGACCUCGUCGAAGAUGAACGGUGCCGUGGUUACAACGAGCAAGGAGCUGGGGGUCGUGGGCGGCCUGCUGCGCAAGGGAAACGAAAUUCUGGGCGCGUCGUCGAGUGCUGCGAAGAACAAUUAUGCCAUCCUGGACCACAGCAACCAGGCGGAGCUGUACAUCUAAGAGGAUGUUCGCUGAUUUUUGUUUUUCAUUCAUCAGUCAGGAGGAACGCGAACGACUGGCUCAAAAAACUCUCAGAUGCCCACGACAAGCUAUCGAAAGUACUAUUCCUGAUUUGAGAACUUUACACUCACAACAAAUAGAAAAAGCGAUGGCUUGAUUGUGUAAAAAAGACUCCUAUAAUAUCAAGCUUAGCCUUAAUGUAGUACAACAACCACACGUGGACGUGCUGGUGCUCGAGUCAAUCCUUGUCGGCACAGCAAAGAAAAACCACUUUUCUAACUGGAAACAGUGGAGCGAUUCCUGCGGUAGCUGUUGUGUAUUCUCAUGAAAAACAAAAAGUAAAAGAACAGUGAUGAAUGACCUGCUUUCGACGGAU